This is a messenger RNA of Fusarium oxysporum Fo47, 780 nucleotides long. RefSeq lists its product as uncharacterized. The transcript is spliced from 5 exons. The record is from RefSeq and is a predicted model, not a curated record. NCBI's taxonomy places the organism in Eukaryota, Fungi, Ascomycota, Sordariomycetes, Hypocreales, Nectriaceae. The coding region runs from base 1 to 780 and encodes 259 amino acids.
AUGGCGGUCCUUCCCUUCACCCCAGACAUAAACAUCGCCGUUCUUGUGGAUGCUGAGCCGGCCAAGGAGUACCAACCCUGGGAGUUCCCCGAACUCUUUGACGCAGCCAUAAAUCAAGGCAUCCCCCACACCAAAUGCUACAUUCAGUCUCAAGCUGGAUAUCCUUAUGCCAUUCGCUUCAGGAUCUCUUCUCUCUUCACAUUCCCCGAUGACACUGAUGCUGUCACCAUUUCCGUCUAUGUCGAUGGCAAGCCUUUCGAUAACAAGUGUAUCCGAAAAAGCACGCUCGCUGGUGCAUCGAAUCUUGGCGUAGAGCCAGUCUUUGAGGACAUCCGACCUGUGGAUGAGGCUGAUGGCGAGUCUGUCAACAGUGAUCUCCAGCGCAUCAAGACCUUGGGGACUAUCCAAGUCGCUAUUGAGGUUAGGAAGCAAACCGCCCCUGUCCCGAUGGGCGAUGAUGACUUCUGUGACGAUAACAGAAAUGAGUCUCUCGCCAUCGACAACAAGGCGCUUCUACUCAAUGGACAUGUCCAAAUCCAUGGGACCACAUAUGUUUGUGCCUAUGAAACUCGUCGGAUGACAUACACCACUGUUGUUGUCGAGCAGCACCUCGGAAACUUCUUCUUCUUUUAUUCAUCUCAUUCUCCUGGGGCUCAGUUCUUCUUCCAACCUAGAUUCAUCGACAGGUUUGCUGAUGAUAUGAUCCAUAUCCUCUCACUCCCAAAGGUGAAACACAUGUUGAAUGAAGAAGUUGACAACACAUAUAUUGGCAAUCAGUAG